Cyclopterus lumpus (lumpfish) is the source of this 996-nucleotide messenger RNA. RefSeq names its product aquaporin 4 (gene aqp4). The record is from RefSeq and is a predicted model, not a curated record. The transcript has 5 exons. Gene Ontology annotation, biological process: transmembrane transport. Bases 7 to 996 code for a protein of 329 amino acids. Gene Ontology annotation, cellular component: plasma membrane; basolateral plasma membrane. NCBI's taxonomy places the organism in Eukaryota, Metazoa, Chordata, Actinopteri, Perciformes, Cyclopteridae. Gene Ontology annotation, molecular function: water channel activity.
GGCACAAUGUGUGGAUCAUGUUUGUCUGACAGACCUGCUCUCUGCUCCGCUUCUGCUCUCCCACAGCCUGCUGCUUUCCUGAGGUUCCUUUCUCGGUCUAACUGUCAGAGCAUAAUGGUGGCAUUUAAAGGGGUCUGGACCAAGGACUUCUGGAGGGCUGUGUCUGGAGAAUACCUGGCCACUCUCAUCUUUGUCCUUCUCGGUCUGGGCUCCACCAUCAACUGGGCUGCAGGCGAGGAGACGCCUCGCCCAGCUGACCUCGUCCUUAUCUCCCUGUGCUUUGGGCUGAGCAUCGCCACCAUGGUGCAGUGUUUUGGCCAUAUCAGCGGUGGACACAUUAACCCCGCGGUCACUGCAGCUAUGGUUGUAACUAGAAAGCUGAGCCUGGCUAAGGCCGUGUUCUAUGUGGUGGCUCAGUGCCUGGGAGCUAUAACAGGAGCCAUGAUCCUCUACCUCGUCACACCUGCUGCUGUCAGAGGGUCCUUCGGCGUGACCACGGUGAACCCCAACAUCUCUGUGGGAUACGGGCUUCUCGUGGAGCUCCUUAUCACCUUCGAACUGGUCUUCACCAUCUUCGCCACCUGUGAUCCCAAACGCACGGACCUAGGAGGCUCUGCCAGCCUCUCAAUUGGCUUUGCUGUAGCUAUUGGUCACUUAUUUGCAAUCCCUUACACAGGAGCCAGCAUGAACCCUGCUCGAUCCUUUGCGCCUGCUCUGGUCACACUUAACUUUGAGAACCACUGGGUGUACUGGGUGGGACCCAUGCUGGGGGCCAUCCUCGCUGCUAGCCUGUAUGAGUACCUGUACUGCCCUGACCCUGAGAUGAAGAAGCGGCUGCAGCAGGUCUUCCAGAAGGGCUCGUCAGGGAAAUACCGGGAGGUGGAGACAGAGGACAAUGCCAUCAAGCCGGGAUUCAUCCACUGCAUCGAUCUGGAGAAGGCCGAGAAAAAGGAUCCUUUCAAGGACUCGACGGGAGAAGUGCUGUCUUCAGUAUGA